GUUAUUCUUUAUUCGUCAGAUAUCAUUUUCCGAUACUAUAUAUAUGGUUGUUUGAGGGAGGGUAUGAAAUAUGUAUAUGUAAAAGAAGGCGUAUACAGUCUGUAAGUAAUUAGAAGGUGCACCAAACGACGUCGUUAGCUUCUUCCCCUUCCUUGUCUUUGAGACAGUUGUGCACCAAGGAACAGAACAAAAGCCAAAGCACCAGCAAGCAGUGUGAAACCAAAAAAUAGCAUUUGGUGUCGUCUCUGAAAUGCUUCUCUCUCUCAUUCGCUCCCUUCAACCGCCACCUGUUCAAUGAGAAGAAGGAAGAAAAGGAGCAAAGAGAAUUCAAACCUAUGAAGAAGAAGUCGGCGGCGGCGAUGGCUAUGGCGGCGACCGCCGGAAUGUCUGUGAGAAACGUGCUGUGGUUGUGGUGGAAGUUGUUGGUUCUGGUUUCUCUUACUAUUUGUGUGUUGGCUUUUCUCAAGCUCCAAAACUACUCUAUUUCCGAUUCGGAACUUUCCUCUUCUACUUCUGCAAUUUCUAGUAGAUCUCGAGCUGUUGAUUAUACUGGCAAUCCCAAAGUUGCUUUCCUCUUUCUAGUGCGUAGGAAUUUGCCUCUCGAUUUCCUUUGGGGAAAUUUCUUUGAGAAUGCUGACACUGGUAAUUUUUCCAUAUAUGUACAUUCGGAGCCUGGUUUUGUUUUUGAUGAGUCUACAACAAGAUCGACUUUCUUUUAUAAUCGCCAAUUGACAAAUAGCAUCAAGGUAGCUUGGGGAGAAUCAAGUAUGAUCCAAGCAGAGAAAUUAUUACUUGGCACAGCGCUUGAUGAUCCAGCAAAUCAAAGAUUUGUUCUCUUGUCGGACAGCUGUGUCCCACUGUACAACUUUAGCUUCAUAUACAACUACUUGAUGGCUUCUCCAAGGAGCUUUGUGGACAGUUUUCUUGAUAAAAAGGAUGUCCGCUACAACCCAAGGAUGUCACCCUAUAUACCAAUGAGCAAAUGGCGAAAAGGGUCACAGUGGAUCACUUUAAUCAGGAAGCAUGCAGAAGUGGUGGCAGAUGAUGAUACUGUGUUUCCAGUCUUCAAGAUGUUCUGCAAGAGACGUCCACCGCUGGAAGCCAGUAAGGGAAAGAAGAAUAUUAAACUUCAAAAGCAACACAACUGCAUUCCAGAUGAACACUAUGUGCAGACAUUGUUGGCGAUACAUGGGUUUGAAGGAGAACUUGAACGUAGAACGAUAACCUAUACAGAGUGGAAUGAAUCUGUGACAAAUAUGGAGAAAAAGGGUUGGCAUCCCAUAACAUUUAGCUAUGCAAAUGCUGGGCCUGUACAGAUCAAGAGAAUAAAGGAUAUCCGCAAUGUUUACUAUGAAAGCGAGUACAGGACAGAGUGGUGUCGGAAUAAUUCUACGCUUGCCCCCUGUUUUCUGAUUGCAAGGAAAUUCUCACGAGGGGCUGCAAUGCGCCUCUUGAGUGAAGGAAUAGUUUCUCCAUUCGACGCCUCCUCUAUAAUGAAUUUGACACCAUGAUAU
Solanum stenotomum is the source of this 1514-nucleotide messenger RNA. Its product is annotated as glycosyltransferase BC10-like. The coding region runs from base 336 to 1511 and encodes 391 amino acids. The transcript has 11 exons. Gene Ontology annotation, molecular function: glycosyltransferase activity. The record is from RefSeq and is a predicted model, not a curated record. Gene Ontology annotation, cellular component: membrane. Lineage: Eukaryota; Viridiplantae; Streptophyta; Magnoliopsida; Solanales; Solanaceae.